GCGCGUGGCUGCUGCGGCUGCUCCGCCGGCGGCUCAUCACUCUCGGGCUGGGAUGGACGAGGGGCGGGCGGGCCCCGGCUCGCAGAAACAGGAGUUCGGGCCGCCCAGCAGCUAAGCGCUUCCCCCACCAUCCCUCUCCUCUACCUCCACCAUCCCCCGAGGGACACUGUCCCCGCUCUGCCUUCCCCAAUCCCAGGAUCUCUGGAACCCAGCUCCCAAACCCCUAGCCCAGGGUUGGGGAGGUCGGCAAGGGACCCAAGCCCGACCUUUUCUGAUCUCCCCUGGAUUUUCUUCCCCCUUACUCGAGACCGAGUGGAUCCCUCCUCCUCCUUCCUAAGGAUUCCGACCUAAUUCCCUCCUGUUCAGAGGAUUCAGCGUGGGGCCUUCCCGACAGCCCUCAGAUCCCUUAGGAUCUCCGGAGACUACUCCCCCCCCCCAUCCCCGAUCCCUUAAGAUCCGUGAGAUCCGCCACCUUCUUCCCAUUUUCAAUUCUUCCUCAAUCAAGUCCCAUCGGGAGACGCCCCCAGCCCCUUUCGAAUAUCUCCAGGGAUCCAGCGAUCUCCGAUCCAUCGUACUCUACCCCCGCUGCGGGAUUCUUGGUUCCCAGCCCCCUCCUAGGCGGGCAUCUGCUUCUCCUUUCCCUGGCCUCGUACCCUACCUCUCCUCUCCCUGGGAAUCGACUGGAUCUGGGACCGCCCCCGGGGCUUGGGGUAAUCCCCCUCCCCAGUAGGGUGAGGCGCUGUGGGCGGGGGCCCGGUCUGCCGGGUUUGAAGGCUCUAAGGCCCCUGCACCCCUAAGGACCCUGUCUGCCUCCCUCCUCCCCCACUCCGAGCCCCAGAUGGAGAAGCCACGGCCCCGGGGUUGAGGCAGCCUGCUCUUUUAUCUCAUUCUAGGUCCUGCCGUCUUCCCCCACUUACCAUCUCCCCCCCCCAUUCCCCCCCUUUGCUCUCUCCAUGGAGCGCAACAGACCUCUCUCCUCCCCGAUCUAAUUUUUCCUCCCUCCCUGCCCCCUUUCCUUUCCCCUUUCCCCCCUCCCCAUCCUUCCCCCUGGGGAGAGGGGGGGACCUCCCUCCCUCUCCCCCCCUCACUCUCUCUCUCUCCGAGGGGGGGAUCCCGGGGAGGGAGGGGGGGUCCCCCCCAAUCAGCAUGUGGCUCUUGGUGCUGUGUCUGGUGGGGCUGGUGGGGGCUCAAAGGGGAGGAGGGGGUUCAAUAGGGGCUAUCCCAGGGGGUCCUGGGGCUGGGGAGGAACGCUUCCCAGUGGUUGGCACCGCGUAUGGGCGUGUGCGGGGAGUUCGAAGAGAACUCAACAACGAGAUCCUGGGCCCGGUGAUGCAGUUCCUGGGGGUCCCCUACGCCACACCCCCUCUGGGGGCCCGACGCUUCCAGCCCCCUGAGGCACCAGCCUCUUGGCCUGGGGUAAGGAACGCUACCGCCCUCCCGCCUGCCUGCCCCCAGAACCUCCACGGCGCCCUCCCGGCCAUCAUGCUCCCAGUUUGGUUCACGGACAACCUGGAGGCUGCCGCUGGCUACGUGCAGAACCAGAGUGAGGACUGUCUGUACCUCAACCUCUACGUGCCCACUGAGGAUGGUCCGAUCACAAAAAAACGUGACGAGUCGACGCUCAAUCCGCCCCCGCCAGACACAGACAUCCGGGACUCGGGGAAGAAGCCGGUGAUGCUGUUCCUCCACGGGGGCUCCUACAUGGAGGGAACGGGGAACAUGUUUGACGGCUCCGUCCUGGCCGCUUAUGGCAACGUGAUUGUGGUCACACUCAACUACCGGCUCGGUGUGCUCGGGUUCCUCAGCACAGGGGACCAGGCUGCCAAGGGUAACUAUGGGCUCCUCGACCAGAUACAAGCACUGCGCUGGCUCAGUGAAAACGUGGGGCAUUUUGGAGGUGACCCAGAGCGAAUUACCAUCUUUGGCUCUGGAGCUGGAGCCUCAUGUGUUAACCUGCUUAUUCUCUCUCACCACUCUGAAGGACUGUUCCAGAAAGCCAUUGCCCAGAGUGGUACAGCCAUCUCCAGCUGGUCUGUAAACUACCAGCCACUCAAGUACACACAACUGUUAGCAGCCAAGGUCGGCUGUAACCAGGAAGAAAAUGCUGAGGUCGUGGAAUGUCUUCGAAGAAAACCCUCUCGGGAGCUUGUUGAUCAGGAUGUACAACCAGCUCGCUACCACAUUGCUUUUGGUCCAGUGGUGGAUGGUGAUGUGGUCCCAGAUGACCCAGAGAUUCUGAUGCAGCAGGGUGAAUUUCUUAACUAUGACAUGCUGAUUGGUGUCAACCAGGGUGAGGGCUUGAAGUUUGUGGAGGAUUCAGCAGAGAGUGAGGAUGGUGUAUCAGCUAGCGCCUUUGACUUCACAGUCUCCAACUUUGUGGACAACCUCUAUGGCUACCCUGAGGGCAAGGAUGUCCUGAGAGAAACCAUCAAGUUCAUGUACACAGACUGGGCUGACCGGGACAAUGGUGAAAUGAGGAGGAAGACACUCCUAGCUCUCUUUACUGACCACCAGUGGGUGGCCCCUGCUGUGGCUACCGCAAAGCUUCAUGCUGAUUACCAAUCCCCUGUCUACUUCUAUACUUUCUACCAUCAUUGCCAGGCAGAGGGCAGGCCUGAGUGGGCUGAUGCAGCUCAUGGUGAUGAGCUGCCCUACGUGUUUGGGGUGCCCAUGGUGGGUGCCACGGAUCUCUUUCCCUGCAACUUCUCCAAGAAUGAUGUCAUGCUCAGCGCUGUUGUCAUGACCUACUGGACCAACUUCGCCAAGACUGGUGAUCCCAACCAGCCAGUUCCCCAGGAUACCAAGUUCAUCCACACCAAGCCCAACCGCUUUGAGGAGGUCGUGUGGAGCAAGUUCAACAGUAAGGAGAAGCAGUACCUGCAUAUAGGCCUCAAACCCCGAGUCCGGGACAACUACCGUGCCAACAAGGUGGCCUUCUGGCUGGAGCUGGUGCCCCACCUCCACAAUCUGCACACUGAACUCAUCACAUCCACUACCACCCGUCUGCCACCCUAUGCUACUCGCUGGCCCCCUCGUCCACCCCCUGGGGCCACAGGCACCCUCCGGCCUCCACCACCAGCCACCACUCCACCUGAGCCUGAACCAGAGCCAGGGCCCCGGGCCUAUGACCGCUUCCCAGGGGAUUCACGGGACUACUCCACAGAGCUGAGUGUCACUGUGGCUGUUGGUGCCUCCCUCCUCUUCCUCAAUAUCCUGGCCUUUGCUGCUCUGUACUACAAGCGGGACCGGCGACAGGAGCUACGAUGCCGGCGUCUCAGCCCACCUGGGGGCACAGGCUCUGGAGGGCUUGGUGGGGGCCCCCUGCUCCCCACGGCUGGCCGGGAGCUACCUGAGGAGGAAUUGGUGUCAUUGCAGCUAAAGCGGGGAGGAGGUGUAGGAGGGGACCCAGGAGAGACCCUUCGUCCCUCCUGCCCACCUGAUUAUACCCUUGCCCUUCGUCGGGCCCCGGACGACAUGCCUCUCCUUGCCCCUGGUGCCCUGACCCUGCUGCCAAGUGGUCUGGGUCCACCCCCUCCCCCUCCCCCUCCUACCCUCCACCCUUUUGGGCCCUUCCCUCUGCCUCCCCCAACCACUGCCAGCCACAACAACACGCUACCCCAUCCCCAUUCUACCACCCGGGUAUAGGGGGCAGCAUUGGGGGAGGGAGUGCACCCCGCUUAGCUCUCCCCAAACCAGACAGGAAGGGAGACUCAACAAUGAUCAUGGAGUCUAGGGGUUGUGUUGAGAAGAAUUGUGGGUGCUGGGAUGCCCAUCCAAGCAUGUCAAAGCACCUUAUUAAGGUGGAGACAAGUUUUCACAUCAAGAUGUGCAUACUCUGCCCAUGGAGAUAUGUUUUCUUAUCUGGACAUCAGCCUUUAGACUUGUGGGAUGACUUUUCCUACUGGGACACAGGUCUUAUGGUGUGUGGAAGUGUGUUUUCACAUUUAAGGCCUGCUUUUUCACUUGGAGGUAUAUUUUCCUAUAAUGGGGCAUGUUUUCCCAUGUUCAGAGUGUGGACUUUUUUGGGCCACCCUGGACUCAUUUUGGCCCCCUAAAGGAAAUUCCUUCCAGGGUUUGGACCCCAGAAUCCUGACCUCUCACCCUCUAAAGGAGACCUUGGGAGUGGGCAGUUUUACACCUGUCAAUGUAAGGUUGGAAUGCCUACCUAUCAACCCAAGGGGUUGACGCCCGGGAAAGAUGGGUGAGGUGAUCACAGGGACACAUAGUGAAUCAUGUUUUUCCUAAUGGCAUCAGUCUGAUGAAGCAUGUUCUCCUGUGUAGGCAUGAGUCUUCCACAUAUAGGCACAGACUUACCAUUGGGUGGGAGGGAAAGGAGUGGAUCUGUGUGGACCCAUGCUGCUUGUGAGUGUCAGACAUGCGGUUUCCCAUAUGGACAUGUCAUAUGGGGAAAGUACGUUUCCUGUGUAGACAUGUUACUGCAUGUGGAUGUGUGUUUUUCCAUCUGGAUGCCCCUAUCUGCCCAGGACUCCCCUAAUCCCCAAUACCCAUCCCCUAUGAACUGGCUCUAUCCCAAAUUCCUCCCUGGACAUUGGAUAAGAAAAAAUUCAAGGCCAAAAGAAGCCAUGGGGAGUUAGCUGCAGACAACAUAAUAAAAUUGCCCUUUAUUUCGUA
This is a messenger RNA of Dromiciops gliroides (monito del monte), 4632 nucleotides long. It is a transcript of the gene NLGN2, whose product is annotated as neuroligin 2. NCBI's taxonomy places the organism in Eukaryota, Metazoa, Chordata, Mammalia, Microbiotheria, Microbiotheriidae. Gene Ontology annotation, molecular function: signaling receptor activity; neurexin family protein binding. Gene Ontology annotation, biological process: neuron cell-cell adhesion; presynaptic membrane assembly; chemical synaptic transmission. Gene Ontology annotation, cellular component: synapse; cell surface; postsynaptic specialization membrane. The record is from RefSeq and is a predicted model, not a curated record. Bases 1147 to 3645 code for a protein of 832 amino acids. The transcript has 8 exons.